CCUUACGGCUGAUGGAGCAUUAAGCCUGAAUGCUGUGGGCAGCCAUGGACUCAGAUUCAGAGCAUGCACACAAGUGAGCCAGUGCUGCGUUAGUUCCUCCCCUGGUCUUUGGGAUUCUUGCUCCUUCUGGAUAAUCAGGAAUUUCUUGCUACAACUGGGCAGUUUCUGUUGUUAUUGUGUAGAAGUGGGGGUUCAUUGUUCCUCAGGACAUUACUCUUUAACUGUGGAUACCUAGAACAUGGUAGUGUGGAUACCCUCUCCAAACUAGCCUCAGCUUUUUGGCGCACUAAUUUGGACGACAUUGGAUGGACAUUUUCUGGAUUUGGAUAUUUCUAAAGGAUUCCACGACAAGACACAGUGGAUAAGAUGGUGCCCCUGCAAAAAAGGGAUCAGUUUGACAACUUGGAAAAGCAUACACAGUGGGGGAUCGAGUUUGUGGAAAAGUACACCAAAUUUGUCAAGGAGAGAUCAGAAAUUGAAAUCAGCUAUGCAAAACAGAUUAGGAAUCUAUCAAAGAAAUAUCAGCCCAAGAAGAACUCCAAAGAAGAGGAAGAGAGCAAGUAUACCUUCUGUCGAGCCUUCCUAACAACACUCAAUGAGUUGAAUGAUUAUGCAGGCCAGCACGAGGUUAUAGCUGAGAACUUGACAUCUCUUAUCAUCACCGAACUUACGCGCUACCUGCAGGAACUCAAGACUGAGAGAAAAUCGCACUUCCAUGAUGGGCGUAAGGCACAGCAGCACAUUGAGAGCUCGUGGAAACAGCUGGAAUCAAGUAAAAGACGAUUUGAGAGGGACUGUAAAGAGGCAGACAGAGCGCAGCAAUACUUUGAGAAGAUGGAUGCUGACAUUAACGUGACUAAGGCUGACGUGGAAAAGGCACGGCAGCAAGCCCAAGUGAGGCACCAGAUGGCCUCUGACAGUAAGAGCGACUACUCCUCCUACCUGCAAAAGUUCAACCAGGAGCAGACUGAACAUUACUAUACAAUUAUUCCCAACAUAUUCCAGAAACUUCAAGACAUGGAGGAGAAAAGAAUUGAGAGGCUAUCAGUGUGCAUGAAGACAUUUGCAGAUGUGGACCGCCAAGUGCUGCCCAUCGUUGGGAAAUGUUUAGAUGGCAUGACGAAAGCUGCUGAAUCCAUUGAGCCCAAGACUGACUCAAAGCAGGUGGUGGAGUCCUACAAGUCUGGGUUCGAGCCCCCAGGAGAUGUAGAGUUUGAGGACUAUGGCCAGGCCAUGAAGAGGACGGCAUCUGAAACCAGCCUGUCCAACACCAAAGAGGGCAAAGAGAAGCCUACUGGCAAGAGCAAAGGCAAACUGUGGCCCUUCAUUAAGAACAAGAACAAGCUUAUGUCCCUGUUAACGUCCCCCCACCAGCCCCCACCUGCCCCCCCAGCCUCAUCCCCACCCUCACCCUCUGCUGUUCCCAACGACCCCCAGUCUCCCAAGCAGCACAAGGAGCCCCUCUCCCACCGCCUCAACGACUUCAUGACCUCCAAACCCAAAAUGCACUGCCUCCGGAGCCUGAGGCGAGGGCUUUCUCUCAAGCUGAUCACACUCAAUUCCCACGUCCGGAAUCUCAUUGAGGGUUCUGGACCAGAGGACUUCAGUCAUCUGCCACCAGAGCAGAGGAGGAAGAAGCUGCAGGGCAAGCUCGAUGAGCUGAAUAAAGACAUACAAAAAGAGAUGGACCAGAGGGAUGCUCUUACUAAGAUGAAAGAUGUGUAUGUGAAGAACCCUCAGAUGGGUGACCCAGCCAGUGUGGACCCCCGGCUAGCAGAAAUAAGUCAAAACAUUGAGAAGCUCCAGUUUGAAGUACAGAAAUUUGAGGGCUGGUUAGCAGAGGUGGAGGAGAGGAUGCCGUCUAAGAGUGAUACACACCGGAGAAGCGGACUCUAUGAGACCCAAAAUAGCACAACAGUGAGCAACAACUGUGCACAGGACAGAGAGAGGCCCCUGAGCAGCCCGGAUGGCAGCUACACAGAGGAGCAGAAUUCAGAGGUUCAGGUCAAAGCCCAACCCAACCCCACAACCACCGCUCCGGAGUUCGAUGACGAGUUUGACGAUGAAGAGGUCCUGCCUACCAUCGGCACCUGCAAAGCCUUGUAUCCCUUCGAAGGUCAUAACGAGGGCACUAUCGCCGUGGCCGAGGGUGAGCUGUUAUAUGUCAUAGAAGAAGACAAAGGAGAUGGCUGGACACGAGUGCGGAGGAACGAGGAUGAGGAGGGAUAUGUGCCCACGUCCUACAUUGAAGUCCUUUUGGAAACAAAUGCCAAAGGUGCUAUGACAUACAUUUAACUCUGCAAGUUUAUGCUAUGAUGGUUUUUGUUACCGUGAGUCAGUAAAUUCCCAUUCGUGUGUUAAAUGAGUGGGGCAAGUUACAGAGAUUAAAGAUGCUAGCUCAGACACACACACUUCAUGUUGCUCAAGAAGGAAGGACCAAUCGGAUUUGUCCAUAGCGCCUCAUAACAGUUGGGACAGUUGCUUCUGGUAGCCUGAGCUGACUGUGAGUUGAGCCGGUCAGAUAUGAUGUAUAUGAAGUGUUUGAAGUGAAACCUGCUGUUUUCUCUUCUCUUAUUCACGGCAGUGCCACCUAGUGGUCAUCGAAAAUAAAAUAUGGCACACUCAAAGCUCAUGAUGGCACAAAACAGCUCCUAACAGUGAUCAUCUGUACAUUUCACACAUGCAGUAUUUGAUUUUCUUUUAGAUUUAAAAUGUCAAAUCACAAUAUUUCACUCAAAUCAAGACUUUGGGCCACAAAUGUGAUCAAAGCUGGAAUCUGUAUGGUGAUAAAUCAGCUGAGUGAGUGGAAGCAUCAUGUGAUGAGACAAUGAGCGUCAAGUAAAAGUUAAAUUUUCAAAAGUUAUUGUGUUUUGGUCACGUGAUGUCCCUAAAAAGAAAUAAUGCUCGAUGUGCAAUCAUGCAAAUGUAAUUUAAAUCAGCUGUACAGUAUGAAUAUAUAUUGAGAGAUAUUUUUGUAGGCAAAACUGAAAUAAAGGAAAACAAUCAUGCUGCUGCCCCUCAAGUGUUGCAUGCUCUAGAGAAAUUACAGUGUAUUUACAACAGGAGUUAUUCUCCCGGUGGGGGGUAAUUUUAUAAAUUAUCGUCCAGUUUAGUAACAGUAAUAGCCCCCUUAUAAUGUUUUUUUGUUUUUUUUUAUUCAUCUUUUGAUAAUGAUCAAUUCGGGCUGUUCUGGUUCUUUUUUCCAGGCCAUUGGUAAAAGAAUAAAGGUCUGAGAAUUAGCUGAAUUAAGGUAUAUAUGGCGAGGCUGGGCUGAGAUAUGAAGCUGGUCGUGACUUUAAAGCUCUGUGGUUUAUUGCAUGGUCUCUGAUACAUUUACUCUAAAAGCAUGGCGUGUGUAGCCUCUGCGUCCUUCUGCUUCUCUGUCACAACGAGACAUUCUGCGCUACCAUAUCCUCCACAAAUCAUUUCAGACACACACUUAUUUAACUCUCACUCACCACAAAAUUUACACAUUUUUCCUCUGGCCUCUAGUGCUAUUUUCUUUCUGUGCAACUACAUCCACUAACUGAAAGAAACAUGCAGCUAGCUAACAUUACAGUUUAGCAGAGGGGAGCGCCAUUGAUGUUUACAUCCUGUCACGCUGCCAUUAACAGGAGGCUGUUGCCGCUGGUAGACGGACUUGGUAGCAAGAAAAAAGUUCCUACAUGUAACAAAGUUUUAUAUGUUUUUAAUUAACCGUGUCAAGAUUUUGCUAGCGUUUUGAGGUUCCUGUGUCCUACAGUAUGUCCAAAACUGGGCAGCUCACACCAAAACAAUCGAGAUGGAUAAAUAGCACUACAGGCCGGUGUCCCUUUUAUCAGUUUAAAAGAUUUUGUUACAGGCGCAGAGAUGAGGGUUCUUAUCAACAUCAGAUUUUACACAUAGUGUAAUUCUUACUGAAAUGUGGUGCAUGCUGCAGCAUUUGUGGGAGCUAUAGCAUGUUGUGACAGUGUAGUAACUACGUUCUAACAUGCAUUCAAGACAAAUGCGAAAUAAGGUCAAAGGUUCUUUGGGUCAACGGAGGUCUUCCAACACACAUUUCUUUCAUGGUGAUACCUCAGUGUUGUCAUUUUAAUAUUUAUACAGUGCCCUCUUCUCCAUAUCUGAAUGUUUGGGUUGGUCUUGACUUUUCUUUAACGCUAACUC
Archocentrus centrarchus (flier cichlid) is the source of this 4146-nucleotide messenger RNA. It is a transcript of the gene fnbp1b, whose product is annotated as formin binding protein 1b. The record is from RefSeq and is a predicted model, not a curated record. Gene Ontology annotation, molecular function: protein binding. Bases 367 to 2295 code for a protein of 642 amino acids. Gene Ontology annotation, biological process: signal transduction. The transcript is spliced from 17 exons. Lineage: Eukaryota; Metazoa; Chordata; Actinopteri; Cichliformes; Cichlidae.